AUGCUUCUUUUAGCUUUAAUUCCUUUUUUUUAUCUUUUUUUUACCGUUAUUAUCUACUCUCGGCUACGUGAUAAGCCACGUGAAUUGUGUUUUCUUUUGGCGGGAUCUUCAGAGUUCUUCUUGCCACCUUCUCCACUACCGUCUGCCUUGUGGCUGCUUGUAGUAGUAGUUAGCUUACUUUUUUCUUUCUUUGUUAUCACUUGCUUCCUUCUCUGUCACUUGUCUCCCCUUUCUUCUUUGUCUCUUUCGUCGCAGUGGACUCAGUCCCAGCACGCUUCAGCAAAGGCCAUGGACCAAAAGUCCGUUGUCUCUAAUAGAACGCGCUCCAGGUUCUCUUCUGCCUCAUCUAAGGCCUUGGCUGUCCGUGCUGAACUGGAGAUGGCUAAAGCAGGCCUGCUCUUCGUGGAGAGAGAGAAUAAACUGCGCGAAGCAAAGGCUAAAAUGGAGUCUGAAGAGAAAACUCUAGAGGCUCAAAGGGAGAUAGCUCUCAAAGAAGCCGCACUAAAGGCCUUUGAAGAGUGUGUCUCGCUUAGUAAGGAAAAAUCCAGCAUUCACCUUGACCAGACUCCUGCCGAUCCCAUGCAGCGUACGAGAGAAUAUGUGGCCGAACAGACGGCUCAACUCAACUCACAACCUGCCGCCCCGCAAUUGGUACAAUCAUCCGCCCUGCAACACAUACGCUCUCCUGCAUCUCAAUUCGAUCAGCCCACCAACUCAGAAGCCUCCUUCCGCUACUUCCCCGAUCCAUCUGAUGAUCAUCGGAGGAGGUGCUCAACUGAAAACCGCCAUGACCAUUCCAGUGACCUAACGCGUUACUUCGCCCGGCGAGAAUUACUUCAAGCCAGUAUGCUGAAAUUCUCGGACAGACCUAAGGACUAUCGAGCAUAG
This is a messenger RNA of Acanthosepion pharaonis, 888 nucleotides long. The record is from the annotation of a GenBank genome assembly. Lineage: Eukaryota; Metazoa; Mollusca; Cephalopoda; Sepiida; Sepiidae.